This is a messenger RNA of Seminavis robusta, 1098 nucleotides long. NCBI's taxonomy places the organism in Eukaryota, Bacillariophyta, Bacillariophyceae, Naviculales, Naviculaceae. The record is from the annotation of a GenBank genome assembly.
AUGAAGAAAGCGGAUGACAAUGACGAACCUCCUCCUUCGCCUCCCAUUAAACUUGUGACGCCGUCUCAAGGCCGUCAUGGAAGCAGCCGACAGCAACCCGUGGUGUACCAAGUCUAUGGAGGUGCGCCAGGAUCCCGAAGUGUCUUUCCAGGUGGAUUCUCCCCAGUCCGAACAACGCGGCCGUUGCAACACAGUAUCUCGCCACCAUCAGAAUUACACGAGAACGAUGAGACGCCGUCGGAGCUUUAUGCCAGCUUUUCUCCCCCAAGAGGAGGCCCAUCGCUCCGCAGUAGACAUCCUGGACAUCCUUUGCGGGUUCCUUCCAACCACAACCAGAAAACGUCGAUUUUCCGACCCAAACAAGCUUCCAUCAUUGUUGCAAGUGGGGGUUCACAUGAUGAUCACUCGUCGAUCACCUUUGGGUCGAAGAAUAUACUUUCGUCCCCAGAGUAUCAGACAAUAAUUUCAUGGCUCCCUCACGGACGGGCUUGGAGAGUUCUCAAGCCCAAAGAGUUUGAAGAGAAAAUUAUCCCAAAGUUCUUUCGUAGCUCCAAGUACGCCUCCUUUAUGCGACAGGUCAACGGGUGGAAUUUCCAGCGGAUUACUACUCCAGGUCCCGAUUUCAACGCCUACUGGCAUGAACUCUUCCUCCGUGGAUUGCCGGAUUUGUGCAUGAGAAUGAAGCGACCUCAAAAGAACGAUCCAGAUACACGGCAUGAAAACCCACCUGACUUCUACCGAGUUCACAAGUUUUCGCCUCUUCCACCAAGAAGCGGGGAGGCGGUUGAACCAAUAGUGGGACGUUCUUCUUCCAUGUCCUCUGUCAGCUCUGAUCCUCAACUGAAAGAACCAGGUACAUGUAAACGUGGUUCUGGGGAAGAAGUGUUUGGAGAGCACGGGCUCCCUGAGUUGGAUUCAUGGGAUGAAGGUCACGGUCGCCAUUCUGGAGAGGGGUCAGACCGAAAGCGAGGGCGACGCGGGACAAGCUCUGAGACACCUACUAGUCGAUUGUCGGAGGCUGAUUGCCACUAUUUGGUACAGCAGAAUCGAGCCCUGAUUGAACAGGCGCAUUUGCAACAACGCUACCAUCAGCACUAA